AUGCCAAGUACUUUCGGAGGAAAUCCUCUCGAGGUUAAUCAGAUGGAAGGAUACCAAAUCCCAAAUCAGUCGAUGCGUCCUCAAUGGCUAACUCAACAGGAGAAUAAGCGAGAAGGAGCGUGGAACCAGGAAGAGCACAGGAACUUCCUACGAGGCUUGUAUAAGUGCGGAUGGGGAAAUUGGAAGCUCGUCGCUCAAAACUAUGUGAGAACACGAACUCAAUGGCAGAUAGUUAGCCACGCUCAAAAGUACCAACUUCGCUACUAUGAGACGGAAAAAAAGCGGCGGAGCAUCCACGACACCACGCUGGAGGACGAGCAUGGCAACCUGUUGCCGCUUCCGGUUCCUCCAUGGCCAACCGUCAAGGAUACUGCUCCAGCCGUGUUGCUGCCUCCUAAUGGCCAGCUGCCUCAGAACCUGCAGGGGGCUCUAAAUCAGCUAGAGCUAGAUGAAGUUGUUCGCAAACAUGUCGAAGUUCUACUGUCGGAUUAUUCGAUAGACGAGAUCGAGAUCAACAUAAAUGACUUUCUACCGCCAGAUGAUCUUUUACUGAAUCCAAGUUAUCUUUUCUCCUCCUUUUUCUUUGCCUUUCCUGAGCUUGGACCAUGUGAAUUUCAUACGGAUUAG
This is a messenger RNA of Punica granatum (pomegranate), 627 nucleotides long. The record is from RefSeq and is a predicted model, not a curated record. NCBI's taxonomy places the organism in Eukaryota, Viridiplantae, Streptophyta, Magnoliopsida, Myrtales, Lythraceae.